Messenger RNA from Dujonia railenensis, 990 nucleotides. The record is from the annotation of a GenBank genome assembly. NCBI's taxonomy places the organism in Eukaryota, Fungi, Ascomycota, Pichiomycetes, Serinales, Debaryomycetaceae.
AUGGAAAGGGAAAGGCAUGUUUCUUCCAAAGCCGACCGAUAUGAGAAGGACUACCAGACAAUUUCCAAGCAUGUAAAUAGAUUCACUAGUGCGACGAAGACAUCUGCGCUUGAGUUUGCCUUUAUAGUAUCAUUCAUAUUCAAUUUGAUUUUGGGUAAGUUCAUCCAUAUAUUUUCGCCCAAAGAGGAGGUUUAUAACUACUUCAAUGAUAAGGGAAACUUAUUCAACCAAAUUUUUGUUAAAAAAGGAUGGGCAUGGACAACAAUCAUCAUAGUAGCAUUCUAUACAUUAAUCCUCUUGAAGAAGGUGGAGGGCCCUGGCACAGGUGGUGCAACAAACAAGUACAAAAUAAUUUCAAGAGCGGUUAUAAAUUACAUUUUAGUGACUAUAUGGUGGAUAUUCUUCACCCAGUGGUUCUUUGGGCUCCCCAUUAUGGAUAGAGUGUUUGUGUUCACAGGCGGGAAGUGUACCAAUGUCUCAGAAGAGCUCUACUUGAAGCAUCAACUCUCUCCACAUUUAUUUGAGAAAUUAGUUGCGCUGGUGGACGAGAACGGCGCUUCCUUAGCUGCUGCUACAGCAGCUACAUUUCAAAGUUCUGCGAUUCCUUCCUAUAUGUGUAGAAAGGUCAAAGGAUCAUGGGAAGGCGGCCACGAUCCCUCUGGCCAUGUGUUUCUCCUCAUCCAUUCGUCUCUAUACCUAGUCUUUGAGUCAUUGCCAUACUGGCAACCUUGGGCCAAAUUGAGAAACGAUAUGCAGGUCUUGAAGAUAGAAGCCCGAUCUCUGGUCACUACGUGGAAGACCAAGCUUUUAAAGACCACCAAGUUCAUCUCUGGCAACCCGCACGUUUUGGUAAUUUCGUUGGUCGGAUUGUGGUGGUGGAUGUUGUUUAUGACGAGUUUAUACUUCCAUUCUAUUGCCGAGAAGUUUGUCGGGCUUAUGUUCGGGUAUGUUGCAUUUGGUGCGUUGUACUACUUACCUAGAUGGCUUUAG